GCUCGGUGCCGCUAUGGGGGGCCGGCGGCGCGCGGCGCGUACGGAUGGGUCGAAGAAGGGCGCGGGCGCGGGGCCGGGUGGCGCGGAGCCGCUGGCGGCGCGGAGACCACUACCGGGAGGCGCGGAGCGCCGGGGCCGGCGGGACUCCUCCCCCGCGCGGUGUGCGCAGCUCGCCGGGAAGGGGCUGGGCCGCCGCGGCUCGCCCUGCUGCAGUGAGCCCUUUAAACAUGGCGCAGGCCGCGGGGGCCGGGAGAUGACCGUGAGCGGCGGCGCGGGACACGGCUCAGAUGCUGCCCUUCCUUCCUCGCUCCUAGGCAGGAAUAUGCCCAAAGCCAGGGCGAGCGGCGCGGAGAAGGCGAGCCCCGAGAACGCCGAGAGGAAGAGCCCCGGCCGCUCCCGGGCCGGUGGGGAGAAUGUGUUUACUGGUCAAUCCAAAAUCUACAGCUACCUGAAUCCCAACAAGUCUCCUGGUGCUCGCUCCCCACUUCAGGAAGAAAACUCUGUCAUGUAUCACGAAGUGAAAUGCCAGGGCAAAGCACUAACUGAAACCAACAGGAAAGGAGAUGAAAAAAAGAAUGGUGGCAAUAUAAUUGAAGGUGCUACGAAACCGGAAGACCAGAAAGAUAAAGAAAGUGGGUGCAAUACUUCAGUGCUGUCUUCUGAUCCAAAAACCCAAGGAUCUGUAGAAGCUGAGAAGACGCUCCUGCCCUCAGACUGUGCUGGUGAGGCCAGUGCAAAGCCAGCUCAGAAGAAGACAGUUAAAGCAAAGCGUGGACCAAGAAGGAAAACACAAGGAAGAGCACCGAAUCGAAAGGUGACAGAUUAUUACCCAGUGAGAAGAAGCUCCAGGAAGAGCAAAUCUGAACUGGAGACUGAGGAAAGGAGGAAAAUCGAUGCACUAAUUACAAGUGGGAAAGAAGAAGGAAUGAAGAUUGAUUACAUUGAUGGCAAAGGGAGAGGAGUAAUUGCUACUAAACAUUUUAAUCGUGGAGAAUUUGUAGUUGAAUAUCAUGGAGAUCUCAUAGAGAUCACUGAUGCUAAAAAGCGGGAGGCUGUGUAUGCUCAAGAUCCAUCCACAGGCUGCUAUAUGUACUAUUUUCAGUACCUCAGCAAAACGUACUGUGUUGAUGCUACAAAAGAAACUAAUCGUCUGGGAAGACUGAUUAAUCACAGCAAAUGUGGCAAUUGUCAAACAAAGCUUCAUGACAUUGAUGGUGUGCCUCAUCUCAUAUUGAUAGCUUCCAGAGACAUUAAAGCAGGUGAAGAACUGUUGUAUGACUAUGGAGACAGGAGCAAGGCUUCCAUUGAAGCUCAUCCAUGGCUAAAACACUAAUUCUUCAUCUUCUGGGUGUGGCUUUAGGUUGUUUUUUGGGGGAGGUGGUGGAGGCUGAGCGCUCUGCAAGGAGUCAGUGGAUUUUUUUCCUCCAUCCUCGCUUCCCUCAGCUUUCUUAGUGAACUGCUUAUGGUUCUGAGCUCUUUGAAAACUACAUUUUUACUUUGCAGUAUUUAAAUUCCUAUUACAGAUUUCCAAGCAGGCUCAAGUUUUCUCUUAGAUUGCCAAAACUUCUGUAUUGUAAAAGGAAGCCCUCCCUAGAAAUCAGAACCCUCCUGCAUAGUGACCACUGCCACCUGAGCAUGUGAAGACUUGCACAGAUUGGAACUUAGUCAUUUGGAUUGUGCUUCUGCAACUGCAGUGAAGUCUUAUACUCCAAUUUUUGGGGUGGUGAACUUGACAUUAGCUUUAUGACAGCAAAUGUGCUUUUUUUAUGCUGAUUCCUAUGUCAAUGGCUUGACUACUUGUUAGACUUCUUGCAAAGAUUUUUUUUUUAAUGGAUGCUAUUGUUUCUAUCAUUCUCAAAUAACUUGUGGUAGGGUUCUUUUUUUUUCCCCACUGUGGUGUCUCAUUGGUGAUUAACUUCAAAUGCACUUGUGCUGAGGGAAAUGGAUGGUCAUACUGGCUUUUCUUCAGAGAAAUGACUCCAAGACAAAGAUGGAUUUUGAUAGGCUGGGUUGAUACUGAUUAAAAAUGUAGGAAUUUAACUUUAUGAGAGAAUCAACGUUGGAGACACCUUUCUAAAAUCUGGGAUGGUAUUUUUUAUAGUUGAUGACUGAUUCUUGGCAGUGAUUCCUAGAGGGUUUUAAAGAAGCAAAACAAACAAAAAAAAAUUCUCUGAAAAUUUUAUUACCUUCCUAUGCUAUUUAUAGCUCCAUCAGAAGUUAUUUAUUUACUGUGAAUGCUUGAAGUAGAGCAUAGUGGUUCUGUAAGUCAUCUUUAUAUGCAGCUUCAAAUGGUAAUGAUGGUGUUUGUGCAAUGAAGAAAGGUAUAUUCCUUAUUGCCUGGUCCUGUAGGUCUGUCCAGCAUGGUCUGGGCCCACUGUCUUAAAUGGGAGCUGUGUGCUUAGCAUCUUGCAGAUGUUUUUAACAUCACCAAAUCUGUCACGUGGGCGGGCAAUAUACAAUGCAGGUCCUUUAUGUUAAAGAUGAGUUCUUACCAAUUAGAAUUUUUGCCAAGGAAGGCUUGGCAUGUGUGUAGAUGAAGAUGGCUGUGAGCCAUUUGUCGUGCUUGCUGCUGGAAGAUGUCAGCAAGGGAUCUGUGGCUCUGCUUGUCUUUUUUUCCUCCAUGUCUUGAAGGCUGCAGCUGCUCCAGCUAAUGCCCUCUAGGACAACCUUGCACGCUUGCCUGUGUGAUAGGUCAGAUAGGGACAUCGUGGUUGUAUGCUCCAGCAGCAAGAGAGGUGGCAAAGUGAUGUAUUUUUUAAAUGAAAAACUUGAAGACAACGUCUCUGUAAAAUAAAGAAUAUAUUUAUUAUUUAUGAA
Molecule: messenger RNA, 2817 nt
Organism: Lagopus muta (rock ptarmigan)
Lineage: Eukaryota; Metazoa; Chordata; Aves; Galliformes; Phasianidae
Gene: KMT5A
Product: lysine methyltransferase 5A
Exons: 7
Coding region: 14-1333 (439 amino acids)
Molecular function (GO): protein binding; histone H4K20 methyltransferase activity
Source: RefSeq, a predicted model, not a curated record